AUGGUUAUUUUCAUGCAUCUCCCCUCGAACGAAGAAAUCGAGGUUUUCGAGAAUUCUGUUCUCGGAAAAGCCUAUCGUUUUACCGACCGAGCUUUGAUUCGCGAGGCUCUUCAAGGCCCUAGUAUCUUCAACCACCACGGUCAAAAGACGCUCGCAUUGGUUGGCGAUGCGACACUCCGCCAGUUUCUCGUUGAUCAAGGCCGAGAGAGGAACAAAACUCCGGAUGAGCCCCCCUCCCUUAGCAAUGAAUAUUCUGCACGUAUGCUAAGCAUGAUAUCAUUGGCAGGGGAGAUUCAGAACGUCAUCACCAAGGUGGCCUCCAAUGACAAUCUGUAUGACCGAGGCAUUGCCAUUGGACUUGACCCUUUCAUCGUGAAAAACCCGGGCCAGUGGGGCAAAACGGCCGGAAAGAAGACCAUGCCUACCACCAUGGAAGCCAUAAUUGGCGCAGUUUUCUAUGAUUCCACCAAGAACGGCGAUGAUCUCGAAAGGGUUCUCACUGCUCUCGGCCUCGCCUGGCCCGAAUGA
Molecule: messenger RNA, 528 nt
Organism: Penicillium brevicompactum
Lineage: Eukaryota; Fungi; Ascomycota; Eurotiomycetes; Eurotiales; Aspergillaceae
Exons: 1
Coding region: 1-528 (175 amino acids)
Biological process (GO): RNA processing
Molecular function (GO): ribonuclease III activity
Source: RefSeq, a predicted model, not a curated record